AUGGCAAACAGCAGUCCGGAACCUCACCUACUUAGAGUUUGCAACACGUGGUUGACCAAUGGCCGAGCAGCAGCAGAAGCGACUAUUCUAGUAACUGGAGGAGCAGGGUACAUCGGUAGCCAUACAUGCGUCCAGCUGCUGCAUGAGGGCUACAGAGUGGUUGUGGUCGACAACCUGGACAAUUCAUCGGAGCAAGCCGUGAAGAGAGUGGCGGGGCUCGCAGGCGAGAAUGGCAGGAACUUGCAAUUCUUCAAGGUUGACUUACUUGACAAGGAGACACUUGAAGAGCUCUUCAAUCAAAUUCAUUUCGACGCGGUGAUCCACUUCGCGGGGCUGAAGGCCGUUGGAGAGAGCGUCAAGUUCCCGCUCAAGUACUACCAGAACAACGUCACCGGCACGCUCAACCUGCUGGAAGUCAUGAGCGACCACGGCUGUAAGAAGAUCGUGUUCUCUUCGUCAGCCACGGUGUACGGCCAGCCGAAGCAGGUCCCGUGCACGGAGAACGACGAGCUGCAGACGCUGAACCCGUACGGCCGAUCCAAGCUGUACAUCGAGCGCGUGCUGGAGGACGUGUACGCCUCGGAUGCCACGUGGAGCAUCGUGCUGCUGCGCUACUUCAACCCCGUGGGCGCGCACCCCAGCGGGCGCAUCGGGGAGGACCCGCGCGGCAUCCCCAAUAAUCUGAUGCCGUUCAUCCAGCAGGUGGCGGUCGGGCGACGGACGCAUCUCUCGGUGUUUGGGAGCGACUAUCCCACACGUGAUGGAACCGGGGUGCGGGACUACAUCCACGUCAUGGACCUUGCUGCAGGCCACGCAGCAGCACUGAGGCGAAUAUUCAUGUGCCAGGCUGGAGGUUGUGACGUGUACAACCUGGGCACAGGCAAGGGCACCACAGUGCUGGAGAUGGUGGCUGGAUUCGAGAGGGCAUGUGGCCAGAAACUUCCCGUGAAGUUGUGUCCUAGACGGCCAGGAGACUGUUCUGAGGUCUUUGCAUCCACAGACAAGGCACAACAAGACCUUGACUGGAGAGCUACACGCACUGUAGAGGACAUGUGCCGCGACCAGUGGAACUGGGCGCGGCAAAACCCAAUGGGGUAUGCAGCAGACGAAGAUAGUGAGGAGGGGGAGGAGAGUGGAGCAGGAAGGGAUGCAGUAAAUGGAAUUGGUUCUCUUGGAGUUUUCAAGAGCAGAGGCAUGGGGUGCCGAAAACUUCUUAGGCUGCGCUUGAGUUCUUCUGCUUGGCGGCUUAUGUCAGCAACGAUGGUGGGAACCGUGCGCUAUGUCCUGCUUCUAGCCCUAGUCUCGCUUAUCGUCGUCCCUUUCGUUCGCGCGGACGAUGACGGAUUCGAUAACACCGUGCAAUCCGAUAAGAUCGUCGAUGAUGCCUCGGAUAAUAUCUUGGGAUCUACGGAGGUGAAUCAUGUCCUCUCCAAGCUUCCCGCCAGCCACCCGCUGCUCGGCGCGCUGCGCAACCCGGCGGAACACUUCGCGCGUUUCAUCCACCGUUUCAACAAGUCGUACGCGGCGGAUCUCCACCAGUACCGCGCGCGCCUGCGCAUCUUCCGCGCUAACCUCCUCCGCGCGGCGCAGAUCCAGCUGCAGGACCCUUCCGCGGAACACGGCGUGACUCCCUUCUCAGAUCUCACCCCAGAGGAAUUCGCCAAGACGCAUCUUGGCCUGCUGCCCGUGGAUUCCGAGCGGUCCGCGCGCAGCGCAUUUCUGGAGAGCCUGAAAGCGGAGGGACGACUGGAGCGGUCUGAGCUGCCGACGGGGGAUCUUCCGGAGCAGUUUGAUUGGCGCGAGAAGGGCGCGGUGACGGGCGUUAAGAAUCAGGUACGUUCGAAUCGGGAAAUUUCUAUUGGGACCUGGUUCAGAGAUAACCAUCGGGGGGAAGAGGGCAUGGGGAUCGGGUUUGGCGCGAGAAGGGAACGGUGGAGGGUGUCAAUCCGUCGGCCCAUCCUGCUGCAUCUCGCUCUUCGCCCUUGUCUCUCCCGCUCCAUCCAGGGCAUGUGCGGUUCGUGCUACGCGUUCAGCGCCGUCGGCGCGUUGGAGGGGGCGCACUACUUGCAACCCCCUCUGUCAAUUCUGACCUCUCCUGCUCCGCCUCCCCUUUCCGCGCUUGCUUGCGCCGCCUCCUUCUUUUCCCACCUCCUCCCCACCCAGGGCAUGUGCGGGUCGUGCUACGCGUUCAGCGCCGUGGGCGCGUUGGAGGGCGCGCACUAUCUGGCCACGGGCGAGCUCAUCAGCCUCAGCGAGCAGCAAAUCGUCGACUGUGACCAUAACUGCGACCCCAAGGAGAAGGAGGCGUGUGAUUCCGGCUGCGGUGGUGGGCUGAUGAACAACGUGUUUCGCUACAUUCAGAAGGCCGGGGGGCUGCAGACAGAGCAGGAGUAUGGCUACACUGGCAGGGAGGGGCGCUGCUAG
Molecule: messenger RNA, 2424 nt
Organism: Closterium sp. NIES-65
Lineage: Eukaryota; Viridiplantae; Streptophyta; Zygnematophyceae; Desmidiales; Closteriaceae
Source: the annotation of a GenBank genome assembly